This is a messenger RNA of Funneliformis caledonium, 571 nucleotides long. Lineage: Eukaryota; Fungi; Glomeromycota; Glomeromycetes; Glomerales; Glomeraceae. The record is from the annotation of a GenBank genome assembly.
GAUUUUUUGUGUAUCCAUUAAUUCAUGCGUAGGUGUUUUAGGUGAUCAGUACGGUAUAUCUACCUCAUCCAUUUAUUCUGAAUAUGAUUUACACGUGUGGAUUGAUUCAUUAAGAGAGGAUUUAUUCUUUGGUAUCUUAGGAUCUUUGAAUUGGAUUGUAAGUCAAGGUUAUGAUAUAGUCGUAUUUGAUCGAAAUAUAGAAAAUAAAGAAAAGAAAGUUGAUAUGGAACUAGGUGCUUCUGCAAUGGAUGUUAUCUGGACUAGGGAUCCUAGUAUAUUUGUUUUAGUUUCUGGGGAUGGUGAUUAUUUUCCUGUAGUAAAAUGGGCUCUACAUCAUAAUUGGAAGGUUGAAACAUGGUUUUGGCGAUCAGGAGUAUCCGGUGAUUUCACAGAAUGUUUCUCCUCAUUCUAUUCUUUGGAUAAUUACUAUAAAUACUUUACAUAUGCAUAUGGACAAGACCCCGUUGGGAAAAAUCAUAUCCUUGAAAUAACUGAUGGUGAAAUGGUUGGAAAUUGGAAGGGUGAAGAAGUAAUAGAUUGUUUUUUUUCAUUACAAUUAUUUGGGUGGUGA